UUUUUCAUUUAGAAAUUUUUACUCAAUUGAAACGUUAGCAUUUGAAAUUCACCUACCAUAUUCGAUUGAUAAAACAUAAAAUAUAUAGACAAAAAAACAGUGUUUUCAAAACAUAACUAUGCAUUCUUUAAAUCCAGAAUAUGAUUAUCUAUUCAAACUUUUGUUAAUUGGUGAUUCUGGAGUUGGGAAAAGUUGCCUUCUUAUCAGAUUUGCUGAUGAUACAUAUACUGAGAGCUAUAUUAGCACUAUAGGAGUUGAUUUUAAAAUUCGUUCUAUUGAAUUAGAUGGGAAAAUUAUCAAACUUCAAAUAUGGGAUACAGCUGGACAAGAGAGAUUUAGAACUAUAACUUCUAGUUAUUAUAGAGGUGCUCAUGGAAUAAUUGUAGUGUAUGAUAUCACUGAUCAAGAAUCCUUCAAUAACGUGAAACAAUGGUUACUAGAAAUAAAUCGAUAUGCCAGCGAAAACGUGUGCAAGCUCAUUGUUGGGAACAAAGAUGAUUUGACUGGCAAAAGGGCCGUCAAGGACACUGAUGCCAAAGCCUUGGCUGAUUCCUUGGGCAUCCCUUUCCUCGAAACGAGCGCCAAAAAUGCGAAUAACGUCGAACAAGCCUUUAUCACAAUGGCCUCAGAUAUCAAGCGCAAGAUGGGAAACGCCAAUCUCCUUUCGACAUCUUCAUCCACCGCAGCCGCCUCUCAUGAUAAACAGAAUGUUAAAAUAUCCGGCGGAACAGCCGUUAAGCAAGGGGCCAGUGGUGGGGGAUGCUGUUGAUAAACUUCCUUUUUGUUUUAUAAAUUAGCUGCGGGUAAAGGGGUUGAGGGAAAAAGCUAUGAUGUAUUAUAGAUAGAACCAUUACAUCACUUUGUACUUUGAUUUACUUAGUUACCUUAAAAUUAAGAAUAUUUAUUAAUCUAAUUUAAAUAUAAAUUUUUUUUUUUAAAUUUUAUGGUUGAGAAAGCUUUAAAUUCUACUUUUAACCAACCCAUGCACUAUAUAAGAACAUUUUGGCAUAAAUAUGAUUCUUAUGAAAUAUAAUAAUUAAUAUUUUUUCAAUCUUAUUUAUAUUCGUAAAGUCACCCAUUUUUUUUCUUUUAUAUUUAUUUAGGAUUGUAUUUAUAAUAAUCGAGAACUAAAAGAUCAAUUUUAUGAUUUUAUUGAUAGAAUGAAUAUUUUGAAGAUGGUUUUUUUAAAUAUAAUUCCUCAGAUUUAUUUUUAAUUUUUACUUAAAUUCUAAGAUAUUAGAUUAUUAUAAAAAAAAUAUAUUAUUGCGCGUGUAACUUUCUAACUUGAUAUUUUGCUAAUUGUCGUAAUUAUAAAAAAAAAUUACAAACAACUCCCCAUAUAUAAUAUGCUCAUAAUUAAAGACACACAAGGCAAAAUUGUUUUCUAUAAAUUAUAAUAAUUGUAACUUUAAAUUAUGCUUUAUAUUAUAUAAUUGCAUUAUCGUCUUUAUACUGAUAAAUAUAUAAAUUUCUUAAAUUUUAAAAUAAGGGUUUUUAUAUACUAGAAAUCUGUUUUUACAAUAAGAAAUUAUUGAUAAUUAUUAUUACUAAAAUUCUAAUAUUUCAUAUUUAAAAAAGUUUGAUUUUUUUUGCUAUAGAAAAUAUUCUCCGACCCUUUAUAAAUAUUAAUAUCAUUCCUAUAUUCAAAAUACACAUUUGAUUUUACAUAAUAAUAUUAAAAAUAUCACUUUUUGAUUUCGCAUUCUUUACUUCAAACUUAUCCUUCAAGAGCCAAAACAUGAGAAAUUUUGUAGAAGCCUUUAAAGAUUAUCAUUUUUUUUUCUAUUUAGAAAGCUUAACUUAUUAACCAAUCUUAUUAAUAUAAAACCAUUUAUAUAUUUUUUUAGAAACAAUGAUAAGAAAAAUGAAAGAAUUAU
Molecule: messenger RNA, 1877 nt
Organism: Gordionus sp. m RMFG-2023
Lineage: Eukaryota; Metazoa; Nematomorpha; Gordioida; Chordodea; Parachordodidae
Product: ras-related protein Rab-1A-like
Exons: 7
Coding region: 119-769 (216 amino acids)
Biological process (GO): vesicle-mediated transport
Molecular function (GO): GTPase activity; GTP binding
Source: RefSeq, a predicted model, not a curated record